AGAGGAUUCUGGUGUAGAUCAAAACAAAGAUAUUGUGAAUCUUUGUGAUGUUGUGACUUUUUUUUAUUAUUAUUAAUGUUGGAACCAUAGUAGCAAAGGUUUUUCCCACUAAAAAUGCAGAUGGAUAAAGAUGAAAUUUUUUAAAACUUGAGUUUGACAUUCACUUCAUAUACUACUCAAUGCCAAGGUUACCAGCUUGCACGUCUAAGCUUCUAAGAUGUUUUUACCAAACCAUGUAAAACAUGUUAAUACUGAAGGCAUCCGAUCUACACGUAGAUUGGUACCAGUGUUACAUGAAAUACUUGGUUGCCCUUGAUGGGAAGAAUUAAAUACUAUGUGAGAUCCAUUUGGUCUUGAGUGGUGGGAUCUUUCAAGGGUCUACCUCAACUCUGUCAAGCAGGGCACAGGCCACUAAUUGUUGAUUCAACUUGAACGAAGGGUGAUUUGGCCAUUCAAAAACGUUUUCUUCCACAUGUAAAAGUUAACCAAAGGGUGUGUGCAGGAAGAGUUGUGUGUGGGGUGUUCUUGACUUGAGCUGUAUUAGGACGUGGGGCACAAUAACCCAAAAUAACCCCUGAGCACUCUGCAGUCAUCAUGACGCAGAAUGGAUACCUCCGCACAUCCUUUAGUUUGGAGGAAAAAAAGCUAGACGCGACUUGCACCUUUGCGGCGAAGAAUGAUGAACCAAAGCUAGUGGAAAAAUACUGCACCCGUGGUCGGAUGAGAGGCUGCAGUCUGCCUUCGUCAGUCGCCUCCGCGCUACGGGAACGUCACAUCAUAUUCCCACAACUACUGCCCUCCUUGUAACAGUAUCCUCAGUAAGCAAUGUGCCAGUUCACUUAACAAAGGGAACAGCUGGGACAUUGAACUUGAAAGCAAUUUAAAAAAAAACCAACGGGACAUGUAUCUGAAACCAUGUCAAGGUGGGAAAUGUAGAAACCCUGAUGGCGUUUAGAAAUCUGUUAUAUUUUUUGGCGUAUUUAUUGAAGUCCAUAAAGAAGAGGCUUUCACAUUUAACUAAUUCAACGCAGUUCAAAAAAGGAGCGCAUGUAGAUUGGUGCUGAACGCGUAUGAGACGGUCCUAUGUUUGCUGCGGUGUUGCGUAUGUUUUGGAACGCCAUUGGGUAUUGUAGUUCGUAUGCUGGGGAUUUAGGGGCAUAAGCAGUGGGUAGUCGAGAACGAGAACUACAUUUCCCUGUUCACUUGGGCUUUGAGUCCCUCAAAGGACUGCUUUAUAAAGAAGUUGUUUUUCCUCAGUGCUCGUUCUGGAUCUGUUGGAUGAACAGUCAAAGACACAGUGAGAAAAAAAACAACAAUUCUGAUCGCAACGACGCCAGUCAGUGCUCCCAUGUUGGUGAAAAAAGAUGAAAGAACAUGAUUUGGGAAAGGACUACCUGGCAGCCGGCCCUGCAUACCGGGCUGUACCGUCCAGAGAGACCUUACCUGGCUCAGAAAUAGACCCAUAUCAACUCUCCAAGGUCCAGGAUGCCCUGGAGACUGCAGCACGUGCGGAGGGGGGGUUGCCCCUGGAGAGGGCCGUGUCCCCCCACUCUAAGGAGAUGGAGGAGGAGGGUGGUCGCAGCAAGUACCACCACAGCGUCAGCAUGCUCAAGCCUUUCCGCUCCACCAGCAAGCAUGAGCACCCGGUGGACAAUGCGGGCCUCUUCUCCUUCAUGACGUUUAAUUGGCUGACUCCGAUGGCCGUGCGCGCCCACAGACAGGGGCAGCUGCUGCUGCAGGACGUCUGGCCAGUCUCACAGUGGGAGAGCUGUGAGACCAACCGACACAGGCUGUCAGCCCUGUGGGAGGAGGAGUGUGUUGAGCACGGGGCCCAGGCGUCCCUGCAGAGGGUGGUGUGGGCCUUCUGUCGCACCCGGCUCCUGCUCUCCAUAGUCUGCCUCAUGGUCACGCAGCUGGCUGGCUUCAGCGGACCAGCCUUCGUGGUGAAGCGUCUGCUGGAGUACACCCAGCAGGAUGUGCCGGACCUGCCCUACGGCCUGCUGCUGGUGCUGGGGCUGCUGGCCACCGAGCUGGUGCGCUCCUGGUCCCUGGCCCUCACCUGGGCCCUCAACUACCGCACGGGCGCACGCCUGCGCGGAGCCAUCCUCACCAUGGCCUUCGAGAAGAUACUCAGGCUGAGGAGCUUCAGGGAGAAGACCAUGGGGGAGCUGAUCAACAUGUGCUCGAAUGACGGGCAGCGUAUGUUCGAGGCGGCGGUGGUGGGCAGCCUGUUGGCGGGCGGCCCGCUGGUGGCAGUGCUGGGCAUGGUCUACAACCUCUUCAUCCUGGGCCCCACCUCACUACUCGGCUCGGCGGUCUUCAUCCUCUUCUACCCUGCCAUGAUGUUCAGCUCCAGAAUGACGGCCUUCUUCAGGAGGAAAGGCGUGUCCAUCACAGACAGCCGCGUUCAGAAGAUGAACGAGAUCCUCAACUACAUCAAGUUCAUCAAGAUGUACGCCUGGGUCAAGGCCUUCUCGCAGGCCGUACGCCGUAUCCGUGAGGAGGAGCGUGGGAUUCUGGAGAGGGCGGGCUACUUCCAGAGCAUCACCGUGGGCGUGGCUCCCAUCGUCGUGGUGAUCGCCAGCGUGGCCACCUUCUCAACACACAUGUUGCUAGGAUACGACCUCAAUGCUGCUCAGGCAUUCACUGUGGUGACAGUCUUCAAUGCCAUGACCUUUGCCCUGAAGGUCACGCCCUUCUCUGUGAAGUCGCUGUCCGAGGCAACGGUGGCCAUGGAGAGGUUUAAGAGCCUGCUGAUGAUGGCGGAGGUGGAGAUGAUCCGUGAGCGGCCCCAGAGCCCCCAGGCUGCGGUGGAGCUGUGUGGUGCCAGCCUGGCCUGGGACAUGGUGGGCCACAGCGCCCAGCCCACCCCCCGCGGCACGCCCUGCGUGGCCCACAACAGGCGGGUGCAGCACCGGCUGAACAAGAAGAACCGUCAGCAUCAGCACCAGCAGGAGCAGGAGCAGGAGCAGGAGGGGGGUACGGAGCAGCAGAGCAGGCAGCUGCUGGGUGAUGGAGCGCCCCCUAGCCCCGAGCAUCAUCAGCAGCAGGAGAACCACCAGUCCAUCCCAACCAUCAGCCAGAGACUGCAGAGAACACUGCACUGCAUCGACCUCACUGUGGAGAAGGGAAAGCUGGUGGGCAUAUGUGGCAGUGUGGGCAGUGGGAAGACCUCCCUCAUAUCAGCCAUACUGGGACAGAUGACGCUGCUGGAGGGGACGGUGGCGGUGGAUGGGGACUUUGCCUACGUGGCUCAGCAGGCCUGGAUCCUCAACGCCACGCUGCGAGACAACAUCCUGUUCGGCAAGGAGUACGAGGAGGAGAGGUACCAGGCUGUGCUGGGUGCCUGCUGCCUGAGACCGGACCUGGCCAUCUUGCCCAAUGCUGACCUCACAGAGAUUGGCGAGCGCGGUGCCAACCUGAGCGGCGGGCAGAGGCAGCGUAUCAGCCUGGCGCGUGCCCUCUACAGCGACCGUGCCAUCUACGUCCUGGACGACCCGCUCAGCGCCCUGGACGCCCACGUGGGAAACCACAUAUUCAACAACGCCAUUCGGAAACACCUGCGGCAGAAGACCGUCAUCUUCGUCACACAUCAGCUGCAGUACCUGGUGGACUGUGACGAGGUGAUCUUCAUGCGCGAGGGCAGCAUUACGGAGCAGGGCAGCCACGAGGACCUGAUGGGCCUCAAUGGAGACUACGCAGCCAUGUUCAACAACCUGCAGCUGGGGGAGGCCCCACUCAUAGAGAUUCCUAAUAAGAAUUCAGGCAACUCCUUGAAGAAACCACCAGAAAAGCCAAAAGCUGGAUCAGUCAAGAAGGACAAACCACCCAGCAAAGACAAUGUGGUUUCCCCAGCAGGACAGCUGAUGCAGGUGGAGGAGAGGGCUAAGGGCUCGGUGCCCUGGUCCGUCUACGGCACCUACAUCCAGGCGGCUGGAGGGGCACUGGUCUUCCUCCUCAUCCUCCUGCUCUUCAUCCUCAACGUGGGCAGCACGGCCUUCAGCAACUGGUGGCUCAGCUACUGGAUCAAGCAAGGCAGCGGGAACACCACGGUGGUGGUGGGCAACAGUUCGGUGGUGAGUGAGAGCAUGCGGGACAACCCCCUGAUGAGGCACUACGCCGCCGUCUACGCCAUGUCCAUGGGUGUCAUGCUGCUGCUCAAGAUACUGCGAGGCAUCGUCUUCGUCAAGGUUACCAUGAGAGCCUCUUCAAGGCUACACGAAGAGCUCUUCCGGAAGAUUCUUCGCAGCCCCAUGAAGUUCUUCGACACCACCCCCACCGCUCGCAUCCUCAACCGUUUCUCCAAAGACAUGGACGAAGUGGACACGCGUCUGCCCUUCCAGUCGGAGAUGUUCAUCCAGAACGUGAUCCUGGUCUUCUUCUGCCUGGGCGUGAUCGGCAGCGUCUUCCCGAUCUUCCUGGUGGCCGUGGGCCCGCUGGUGCUGCUCUUCAUCGCCCUGCACAUGGUGUCGCGCGUCUUCAUACGUGAACUCAAGCGCCUCGACAACGUCACCCAGUCGCCGUUCCUGUCGCACGUCACCUCCAGCAUCCAGGGACUGACGACGAUACACGCCUACGGCAAGGGGAAAGAGUUCCUGCACAGGUACCAGGAGCUGUUGGACCAGAACCAGGCUCCGUUCUUCCUGUUCAGCUGUGCCAUGCGCUGGCUGGCGGUGCGCCUGGACGUCAUCAGCGUGGCCCUCAUCAGCAUCACCGCGCUCAUGAUCGUCGUCAUGCACGGCAGCAUCCCUCCCGCCUACGCCGGCCUCGCCAUCUCCUACGCAGUGCAGCUGACAGGACUUUUCCAGUUCACCGUGCGGCUGGCCUCAGAGACAGAGGCUCGCUUCACCUCUGUGGAGAGAAUACAGCAUUACAUCAAGUCUUUAUCUCUUGAGGCCCCUGCGCGGAUCAAAAACAAGGCUCCCCCCGAGGACUGGCCUCAGGAAGGAGAGGUGGUGUUUGACGACACCGAGAUGCGUUACCGCGACAACCUGCCGCUGGUCCUGAAGAAGGUCUCCUGCACCAUCCGACCCAAGGAGAAGGUCGGCAUCGUGGGCCGGACCGGAUCCGGCAAAUCCUCCCUGGGUGUGGUGCUGUUCCGGCUGGUGGAGCCGUGUGGUGGCGCUAUCAAGAUUGAUGGAGUCAACAUAUGUGACAUCGGCCUGGCCGACCUCCGCAGCAAGCUGUCAAUCAUCCCUCAAGAGCCGGUUCUGUUUAGCGGCACAGUUCGCUCUAACCUGGACCCCUUCGAACAGUACACUGAGGAGUCCAUCUGGGACGCACUGGACAGGACACACAUGAAGGAGUGUGUGUCUCAGCUGCCUCUGAAGUUGCAGUCGGAGGUGGUGGAGAACGGGGAGAACUUCUCAGUAGGAGAGAGACAGCUGCUGUGUGUGGCCCGCGCACUCCUGAGGCAGUGCAAGGUGCUGAUCCUGGACGAGGCCACUGCUGCUAUGGAUACGGAGACGGACUCCCUGAUCCAGGAGACCAUCCGCUCGGCCUUCCAGGACUGCACCACCCUGACCAUCGCACACCGCCUGCAGACCGUGCUCAACUGCGACCGCAUCAUGGUGCUCAACCAGGGACAGGUGGUGGAGUUUGAUGAGCCCUCCAGGCUGAUGGCCAAUGAGAACUCUCGCUUCUGUGCCAUGCUGGCCGCCGUGGAGAACAAGGUGUCCACUCGAGGCUAAGAGGCGACACAAGGGGAGAUCAACUCAGCACUGCGCUCCUCUGAUGAUGACGGGAGAGAGAGAGAGAGGACUCCUCUGACCUCCUCUCCUGACCUCCGUAGCCAGCAGAGACCCCUGGCAAACCUCCCUUGCUCCUCCUCCUCCUCAACCUGCUCUUCAACAUAUACCCAUGAUGCACUGCUUUGACCCGCAGGUUUGGGGGAAGUUUGAGCUGGACAACUCCAUGCGACGGGGUCCUGACUGAGCUACGACCCCGUGGGGCUUAGACACCUUUUCAGAUCGUUGCUGUAAUCUGGAAAUGGUCAGGAAAAAAACAAAUCACCAUUACUGUAAUAAAUAAAUAAUAAUAAUGUUCUGAGUAUUCCACGGGAAAAAGGAGGGUUUACACGUAGCUGUAUUCAUUCCACAAGGUCUGUUUUAUAUAGGAUUAUAUCUCUAUAUAUGCAUAUAAGAAAUCUAUAUAUUUAGGUGAACGGAGAUUAUGCACAGAGUUUAUUUUGUAAAGGACUCUGUUUACGUGUGAAAUCAUAGUUACUGUCUACUGUGUGUGUGUGUUUCCUACCACUCUACCUUCCAUUGUCUGCACAGUGUCUACUACCUGUUAUAAUCAACUCAUCUUAUGACUUGACAAAUCCACGGGUCGUGUGUAAUUAUUUUCGUCGUCGUCGUCCUCUGUGUGACUUGAACCCUGAACCCCAGCAGUUUUUGGGUCCAGUGGAGGGGGGACUGGAGCUGAAGCCCUUAACUCUGUUGCGGGUCCUGGGGGGCCUUUGGGUUAGGGGCCCUUCAGCACAGACGGAGAAGCUUUUUGGCCAUCUAUAAAUGGCCGAUGAUGACCAGGCUGGCACUAAAUGGACUUGAACGCUCUCUCUAAGGGAGAGAGAGAGAGAGAGAGACAAAAGAAGACCAGACCACGCUGCUCAAUCCCAGUGUCCUUUGCGUUUCAUGCCGGGUGCAUGAGCUCACCCUACCCCACCCCACCCCUCACCCCUCCCAAAGUGAUGAGGCCUUGUACAUGAUCUUGCAGCCUGUUUUCUUUUCUUUUGUCUUUUAUUCUUUGAGGGGGAAAGCGCUGUUGCUUCCCCUUUUCACAAUGACGCUUUUUGUUUUUACUUUUAUUUUAUUUUAUUUGAAUUGAAUGGUAUAUUGUUUCGCAGGUUUUGCUGUUGCCCUUGUCAAAGCCUUUUGCAUCUUCACAGUGGCACCAGCUGCACCUGCACUGCUCCCUCUGUUGGUCAGGAAGCCUCUGACUGAUAUUUCUUUUCGUUUUAUUUUUUACAUACUACUUUUUUCCGUCUUGCUUAAAAAAAAAUGUUACAAACGACGCCAGUCAUGCACAAUCUUGUUUUUUGUUUUUGUCUUUUUCCUUUUCUGGAGGCUGGAUGUUUGGACUACUUUGCUCAGAGCAGACCAAUUGUUGGUUGUUUCCACGUCUGUCAUUGUCCUCUUUCCUGUCCCCGCUGUCUUACAUUGUAUGUUAAGAUAUGGCAAAAUCAGGGGCUCUUUUUAAAAGACCCCUAACUGCAGAAUGUCAGUCUGUUACGUGUGUCAUUUCUAUUGUGUGUGUGUUUUUUAUAUAUAGCCUUAGCAUGACUUCAUCAUCAUUGCCUUGAGAUGGAUGUAUGGAUGGAUGUAUGGAUGGAUGGGGGAUAUUUGAAAUGACAACGGACGGAGGAGAGAGGAUUUCUUUAAACAAGAAUAAAAAAAAAAACCAAGAAGUCAAUAAAAUUAUUUUAGGUUUACACCUGUCUUUGUGUGCGUGUGUUUUGUUGUUGUCUGGGAGAUUGAGGUAUGUAGGGCAGAGGGAGAGAGAGAGGGAGCUGAUGGGGAUCGAUCAGUAGGGCAAUCUGAAACCAGAGGAACACCGCUGGUAUCUUCUUUCAUUCCUACUGUUCUCUGCUUGACCAGCACACCCAUAAGCUGCACUCAUGCAGAGAGAAACACACACACACACACACACACAAUCUCACUUGCCCUAAAAUGAAAUGCUCGUCCUAUCAAUUCUUUAUAGCUGCAGUCCUCUUAACACUACCAUGCAAGAAUGUUGGCUUUCU
Engraulis encrasicolus (European anchovy) is the source of this 7744-nucleotide messenger RNA. It is a transcript of the gene abcc5, whose product is annotated as ATP-binding cassette, sub-family C (CFTR/MRP), member 5. Gene Ontology annotation, molecular function: ATP binding; ATP hydrolysis activity; ABC-type transporter activity. The record is from RefSeq and is a predicted model, not a curated record. Gene Ontology annotation, biological process: transmembrane transport. Gene Ontology annotation, cellular component: membrane. NCBI's taxonomy places the organism in Eukaryota, Metazoa, Chordata, Actinopteri, Clupeiformes, Engraulidae. Bases 1365 to 5690 code for a protein of 1441 amino acids. The transcript has 29 exons.